CCAGCCGAGCCCCUUCGCCGCCGUAAUUCCCUCGGGUACUCUCGAAACAGGAAAUCGUCCGAGAAUUCACCAUGAUCGCCCUCCGGUCUAGCUCCGCUUCGGCGCGCCUUGCUGCUGCUGCGACUUCUACUACCCCUCUCUCCGCGCCCCUCCUCUCUUCUUCGUCUCGUCGCUUCCCCUCCGCCGCUGCUUCUUAUUCUUCACGUUCGAUCGCUUCUUCUUCUGCUGCUGCUGCUGCUCGUCCUGCUGCUGCUCGCUCCUCGCUCAUCAACUACUCUACUCGCUCUGCUUCCUCCCGCUGGUCCGGUGUGACAUCGCUGAAUAUCGCCUCUACCCGCACAAUGGCUACUGCUCAGAAGAUCAAGGUCAAGAACCCAGUCGUCGAACUGGACGGUGAUGAGAUGACCAGAAUCAUCUGGCAGGAGAUCAGAGAGAAAUUGAUCCUCCCUUACCUUGACAUUGACCUCAAGUACUACGAUCUGGGCAUCGAGUACCGUGACCAGACCGAUGACAAGGUUACCGUUGAGGCCGCCGAGGCUAUCAAGAAGUACGGUGUUGGUGUCAAGUGCGCCACCAUCACUCCCGAUGAGGCCCGUGUGGAGGAGUUCAAGCUGAAGAAGAUGUGGCUCUCGCCCAACGGCACCAUCCGUAACAUCCUCGGUGGUACUGUCUUCCGUGAGCCCAUCGUCAUCCCCCGCAUCCCCCGUCUUGUCCCUGGCUGGACCAAGCCCAUCAUUAUUGGCCGUCACGCCUUCGGUGACCAGUACCGUGCCACCGAUCGUGUGAUCCCCGGCCCCGGCAAGCUGGAGCUCGUCUACACCCCCGUCGGCGGUGAGCCCGAGACCGUCACUGUCUACGACUUCCAGGCUGGCGGUGUUGCCCAGACCCAGUACAACACCGAUGCCUCGAUCACCGGCUUUGCCCACUCCAGCUUCAAGAUGGCCCUGAGCAAGGGUCUGCCCCUGUACAUGAGCACCAAGAACACCAUCCUGAAGAAGUACGAUGGUCGCUUCAAGGACAUCUUCCAGGAGAUCUACGAGAACGAGUACCGCAAGGAGUUUGAGGCCAAGAACAUCUGGUACGAGCACCGUCUGAUCGACGACAUGGUCGCCCAGAUGAUCAAGAGCGAGGGUGGUUUCGUCAUGGCUCUUAAGAACUACGACGGUGACGUUCAGUCCGACAUUGUCGCUCAGGGCUUCGGUUCCCUGGGUUUGAUGACCUCGACCCUGGCCACCCCCGACGGGUCGGCUUUCGAGUCCGAGGCCGCCCACGGCACCGUGACCCGCCACUACCGCGAGCACCAGAAGGGCCGCGAGACCUCGACCAACCCCAUUGCCUCCAUCUUCGCCUGGACUCGUGGUCUUGUCCAGCGUGGCAAGGUCGACGAGACCCCCGACGUCGUCACCUUCGCCGAGGAGCUCGAGCGUGCCUGCAUUGAGGUCGUCAACGACGAGGGCAUCAUGACCAAGGAUCUUGCCCUGGCCUGUGGCCGCAAGGACCGUGAGGCCUGGGUCACCACCAAGGAGUACCUGGCUGCCGUCGAGGCGCGCCUCAAGUCCAACCUUGCCGCCGCCAAGCUGUAAAUUCCGACAACCUCAUCAUAUAAAUAAACCCACCAAAAAAAAAAAAAAACACGGCGACG
Messenger RNA from Penicilliopsis zonata CBS 506.65, 1642 nucleotides. RefSeq lists its product as hypothetical. Lineage: Eukaryota; Fungi; Ascomycota; Eurotiomycetes; Eurotiales; Aspergillaceae. Gene Ontology annotation, biological process: isocitrate metabolic process. Bases 72 to 1583 code for a protein of 503 amino acids. The record is from RefSeq and is a predicted model, not a curated record. The transcript has 9 exons. Gene Ontology annotation, molecular function: magnesium ion binding; isocitrate dehydrogenase (NADP+) activity; NAD binding. Gene Ontology annotation, cellular component: mitochondrion.